AUGCUUAUUAAUGAAGAAAAUAAAAAUAAAGAACCGAUCCACAACAUGGAGAUCGGAUUGAUUGUUAUGUCUCUGUUGUUCAUUGGAGCUAUUGUUAUUCUUUUUUACACAAUUUAUGUAUAUAUGAAAGGAAAGAAUAAUGAAGAAACAGAUUCCGUUCAAGAGAUGAAUGUUGAAGAAAUCAACACCGUUAAUUCAACCGAUAUUGAUGGUAUUACAUUUGAUAAUCCAUUAUUUACGCGAUCAACAGAAAAUGAUGAUCCAUUCAAAGAUGAUUUCGAAGAAGAUGCUAAAAUUGAACAAAAUUUCUAUUUAGGUCAAGAUCUUGAAGAAUUAUCUGAUGAAAAAAUCGAUUGA
Trichomonas vaginalis G3 is the source of this 357-nucleotide messenger RNA. RefSeq lists its product as uncharacterized. The transcript has a single exon. The record is from RefSeq and is a predicted model, not a curated record. Lineage: Eukaryota; Parabasalia; Trichomonadida; Trichomonadidae. Bases 1 to 357 code for a protein of 118 amino acids.